Lachancea dasiensis is the source of this 2166-nucleotide messenger RNA. The record is from the annotation of a GenBank genome assembly. Lineage: Eukaryota; Fungi; Ascomycota; Saccharomycetes; Saccharomycetales; Saccharomycetaceae.
AUGAAUAGGCCCUCUAGAAUCAAACCUCUUCAGGAGUCGGUGGUUAACAAGAUCGCUGCUGGAGAGAUCAUCGUAGCUCCAGUAAAUGCCCUCAAAGAAAUGAUGGAAAACUCCAUCGACGCGGGGUCCUCAUCUAUUGAUAUUCUAGUACGGGAUGGUGGACUGAAAGUACUACAAAUAACCGACAAUGGAUCAGGAAUAAACAAAGAAGACCUAUCCAUUCUGUGCGAAAGGUUCACCACCUCAAAAUUGAAAUCAUUUGAUGAUCUAAGCUCCAUUCAGACAUAUGGAUUUCGAGGCGAAGCUUUGGCGAGUAUUUCACACAUUGCUAGAGUCACCGUAACUACUAAAGUGAAGGAAGACGCCUGCGCGUGGAAAGUAUCGUACGCUGCAGGGAAAAUGCUGGGAGAACCGAAACCUGCCGCAGGCAAAGAUGGGACUGUUAUUUUGGUGGAGAACUUAUUUUACAACAUUCAUUCGCGACUCAGGACUCUGAAAUCUCCAAAUGAAGAAUUUGCUAAGAUUUUGGAUUGUGUAGGACGCUAUUCUAUUAAUGCCGCCCACGUAGGCUUUUCGUGUAAAAAGUUUGGAGAGUCACAUUUCGCAUUAUCAGUUAAGGGAAAUUCAAACUCACGGGAUAGAAUACGAUCGGUUUUUGGUCGUUCCGUGAGUAUUAACCUAGUUGAUCUGUCCUUAGAGGUCGCAGAGCUUGGUCUUGCUGCCCGUGGCCAAGUUAGUAACCUCAACUUUAUCAGCAAAAAGGCCAUUUCGCCAGUUCUUUUUAUUAACGACCGUCUGGUAAGUUGUGACCCAAUCAGACGAGCCUUGAACCAAGUGUAUGGGUCUUUUCUGGCUAAGGGUAACAAACCGUUCAUUUUUCUCAGUAUUCGAAUAAGACCUGACUGGGUGGACGUAAACGUACAUCCAACCAAGCGGGAGGUCCGCUUUUUGAGGGAUGAGGAAAUUGUAGAACGGCUUGCAAGUCAAUUAGAGGAUACCCUCUCAAAGGUUGACACCACCCGUUCUUUUAAGACUACAUCAAUAUUCACCUCUAAUCCAGUAUCGGUUAGAGAAGGCUUGGGCCAGCCUCAUUCCCAGCUUCUCAACAAUAUGCCUGUUACACCGCGAAACAACAAGAUGCACCGUCAAGACAACAAAUUGAUAAGGAUCGAUGCCUCUCAGAACAAGAUUACUAGUUAUCUUAAGAGUGCCGAGUACUCACCUACUACAGCCCACCAAACUCGGGAUACUGCUAUUUCUCAAGAUUCAGGUGGAAGUCCGCAGCUUUCGAAUAUUGUGAAUGAGAAAGACUCGAUUACGCCCUCAACUAAUCACGAUAAAAAAUCUAUCUAUACAAUGUUAGCAAAAGGGAAAACAGAUGUCAACCUUUCAAGCAUUAAGACAUUAAGGAAGUUGGUUGAUAGUGAGACUGACCAAAAGCUAACCAAUACAUUUGCCAACUUAACUUAUGUCGGAAUUGUAGAUGAGCAAAGGAGGUUGGCCACAUUUCAGUAUGGUUUAGGACUGUUCCUGGUUGACUAUGCUUCGAUUUGCUCUGACCUUUUUUAUCAAAUAGGUCUAACAGAUUUUGCGAAUUUUGGAAAGAUCUAUUUGAAGAGAGACGACAGUCCAGAUCCUUCCCAAGGUAUAUCCAUUGCAAGAAUAAUAAACGACACUCUGAAUGUUAAAAACGAUGACCUAGACUCUUUGUUAGAAAACCUUUGGAAUAUGAGAGAUAUGCUCGAUGAGUAUUUUUCUAUAGAGCUUUACGACGGAGAGAAAAACUUGGAACUUAUGAAAGUCCGGAGUAUACCAAUGCUGCUAAAAGAUUAUAAUCCUCCGCUCUCUAAACUAGGGCUGUUCUUUUAUAAGAUGGGCAAGAAAGUAAAUUGGUCCGACGAGAUGAUGUGCCUGCAAGGCAUUUUAAAGCAGAUAGCUCUAUUGUAUGUGCCAGAGGUGAUUGAAAAAAUUGAUCCACAAGAUGCUUCAAUUGAUGAAGAAGUAAUGGCUAAGAACAUUGCCAAAGUUGAACAUAUGGCCAUUGCCCUCGAAGAGGUGAUAUUCCCUUGCGUGAAAAAGAGAUUCCUGGCUUCUGAGUCUCAACAAAGUAGCAUAGUCGAGAUAGCCAAUUUGCCAGGCUUAUAUAAGAUUUUUGAACGAUGUUAA